Molecule: messenger RNA, 2897 nt
Organism: Pistacia vera
Lineage: Eukaryota; Viridiplantae; Streptophyta; Magnoliopsida; Sapindales; Anacardiaceae
Product: mitochondrial proton/calcium exchanger protein
Exons: 15
Coding region: 213-2492 (759 amino acids)
Biological process (GO): intracellular monoatomic cation homeostasis
Cellular component (GO): mitochondrial inner membrane
Molecular function (GO): calcium ion binding; ribosome binding
Source: RefSeq, a predicted model, not a curated record
AUGUCCCAUUUGUCAAACUCAGACACGUCCAGCCUCUUCUUUCUCUCUUUUCUCUCGACUCGGCAACUCAACUCUGUCUAAACUCUCUCCAAAACCCUUUGUGAUCCGUUUUUCUCAUUCAAAGCUCCCAACGACGGGUGAAGUCAGGUCAUCUGAUGGCUGCAUGAGAUACGUUCACUUUUUUCUUUGCACGGAGGUUUUAAAUUGUGAUAAUGUCUUCAACAGCAAUCUUGAGGAGGAAGAGUUACCUCUUCAAUUCCCUUAAUCGGCGUACUUCGUUGAUUAGGGGAUUUUCUAGUUUUGAGAAUGGUCAAUCAAUAGCAUCUAAUGACUUUCGGCGAUCAAGCUGGGUUGGUAUUUCAAGUCAUUCACCUGAAGAUACUGAUCAUGGACAUGAAGGAGGUUUAUCAUCAGUAACCAAGGAUGAAAUAUCAAAAUAUUUAGCUAGAGAAUUUCUUAGACAUAAUUCUUUGCCGGUUUCAAAUUUGGGUUAUAGGGUUGGAAAGGUUAAUUUUGUCUCUCCAUUGGGAUCCACAUGGAUGUCACAAUCUGUACGUUAUUCAUCCACAGCCACAGCUGGUCAGCGUGAAAACGAUGGAAAUGAACAGCGGACUGCUAAACAGGUAAAGGAAGCAUCGCCGGAAGAGUGUGACCAAGCUGUUGAAGGUUUGAGUACAGCAAAAGCCAAAGCAAAAGCUAAGCAGAUGCUAGACUCACAGAAAAGUGCUAAAUCUAUAGUGCAAAGAGUGUGGGCUAUGCUACUUGGUAUUGGUCCUGCUUUGAGAGCUGUUGCUUCCAUGAGCAGGGAAGACUGGGCUAAGAAACUCAGCCACUGGAAGGAUGAAAUUAAGUCUACUUUGCAACACUAUUGGUUGGGUACAAAAUUACUUUGGGCCGAUGUGAGGAUAAGCUCAAGGUUACUGGUAAAACUUGCUAAUGGGAAGGGUCUUUCUAGAAGGGAGAGGCAACAACUCACAAGGACCACAGCUGAUAUUUUUAGGCUAGUACCAUUUGCAGUUUUCAUUAUAGUUCCUUUCAUGGAGUUCUUGCUACCAGUAUUCCUGAAAUUAUUUCCUAACAUGUUGCCAUCAACCUUCCAGGACAAGAUGAAAGAAGAGGAGGCACUAAAAAGAAGGCUAAAUGCAAGAAUAGAAUAUGCAAAGUUUCUUCAAGACACAGUUAAAGAAAUGGCAAAAGAAGUCCAGAACUCACGAAGUGGAGAUAUUAAGAAGACAGCGGAAGAUCUUGAUGAGUUUAUGAACAAGGUUAGAAAAGGUACUGGUGUAUCAAAUGAUGAAAUUUUAGGCUUUGCCAAACUAUUCAAUGAUGAGCUUACAUUGGAUAACAUUAGCAGGCCUCGGUUAGUAAAUAUGUGCAAGUAUAUGGGUAUCAGCCCAUAUGGAACAGAUGCAUAUUUACGUUAUAUGCUUCGGAAGAGACUACAAGAGAUAAAGAAUGAUGAUAAGAUGAUUCAAGCUGAGGGUGUGGAGUCUCUUUCUGAAGCAGAGCUUCGUCAAGCAUGUAGAGAUCGAGGCUUGCUAGGAUUACUUUCAGUGGAUGAAAUGCGGCAACAGUUGCGUGAUUGGCUGGAUCUGUCUCUGAAUCACUCUGUACCAUCUUCACUUUUGAUUCUUUCUCGGGCCUUCUCUGUGUCUGGAAAAGUUAAGCCAGAGGAAGCUGUUCAAGCUACACUCUCCUCUUUGCCAGAUGAGGUUGUGGAUACUGUUGGGGUUACAGCUUUGCCAUCUGAAGAUUCUGUUUCUGAAAGGAGAAGGAAGUUGGAGUUCCUAGAAAUGCAGGAAGAACUGAUCAAGGAGGAGGAAGAAGAAGAGGAAGAGGAGCAGGCCAAGCUGAAGGAAUCUGUUAGCAGUCAAAAGGAUGUUGCUUUGGAAGAGAUGACUGAUCCAACAGCUAAAGAAGCACGAGAACAAGCAAGAGCAAAAACAUUGGAGAAACAUGAGCAGCUUUGUGAGCUUAGUCGUGCAUUGGCUGUUUUAGCUUCUGCAUCAUCGGUCAGCCGGGAACGAGAAGAGUUCCUCAGACUUGUUAACAAGGAGAUAGGACUUUAUAACAGUAUGGUCGAGAAAGAGGGUAAAGAAGGUGAAGAAGAAGCUAAGAAAGCGUACAGAGCUGCCAGAGAGGAUCCCGAACAAGAUGCUGAGGAGGAAGUUGGUGACAAAGUUUCUUCAGCACUUAUAGACAGGGUAGAUGCUAUGCUCCAAAAGGUUGAAAAGGAAAUUGAUGAUGUCGAUGCCAAAAUUGGAGAUCGCUGGCGGGUGCUUGAUAGAGACUUUGACGGGAAAGUGACUCCUGAGGAGGUAGCAUCGGCCGCAAUGUACCUUAAAGAUACCCUGGACAAGGAGGGCAUCCAAGAACUUAUUUCCAAUCUUUCCAAAGAUAGAGAAGGGAAAAUACUUGUCAAAGAUAUCGUGAAGUUAGGCGGAGAAACAGAAGAUGCCGAUAGUGAUACAGCUGAAGCUGGAAGAUCAUAGAGAUGUGCUGGUCAUUUUUAUGGGAUGUGCACUUUGUUCAUCUGGUUUACACAAUGGGAUAGUAUCUACCUUAAGAAGAAGAAGAAGAAGAAAAAAAAAAAAAAGGAAAGAGAUAGAGGAGGAAAAUUCUUUGUAGCAGUACUUGACAGGGAUUCUUUCUUACUGCUAUGAAAAAAAGUCUUUGAGAAGAAAAGCAAUUAUGUGUAUAAACAUUUUAUAUCAAUGCUAUUUUUGCUCAAAGUUCACCUUAUGGCUUUAUGUUUUGUAUAAUGUGACACAAAUUUUGCCCAAGAAUCUUUGAUACCUAAGGGUUGAGUUAUUGCCAUAAUGUUAUUAGGUCGAUAUUGAGGGGUUGUCGAGAAAAAUCUUUUAAAUAAAUUCAAUCCGUUACAUCUUUAUGUUGAA